This is a messenger RNA of Lineus longissimus, 2535 nucleotides long. RefSeq names its product mitochondrial ornithine transporter 1-like. The record is from RefSeq and is a predicted model, not a curated record. Bases 298 to 1242 code for a protein of 314 amino acids. NCBI's taxonomy places the organism in Eukaryota, Metazoa, Nemertea, Pilidiophora, Heteronemertea, Lineidae. Gene Ontology annotation, biological process: mitochondrial L-ornithine transmembrane transport. Gene Ontology annotation, molecular function: L-ornithine transmembrane transporter activity. Gene Ontology annotation, cellular component: mitochondrion. The transcript has 6 exons.
GCUAGUAAUCGAACACGCUAAAUGUACAGCGUGCAUACAUGAGUUGGCACUUGUUUUAUCAAUGUCCCAUUUGUUUUGGCGAUUUUCAGUAAUCUGAAUGAAAUAAGACACAGACCUUGGUGUUCCAAAUGACAAUUGAUUAAGGUAGCCCACAGGCUGCAGAAUCAGAAGGCGGCACCUUUCACUGCGUACACCAAGACUACGAGACUAUUUACUUGGAGUGAAGUGAGGUUUCCGAAGAGUGCACGUAGAGAGACAAUAAAGAACAGAGUUAUUCAGAGGCUGAGAAAGUUAGAGAUGGCUACCACAGGGGAGGUAGAGGGAUCUCACAUCCCCAGGAAUCAUGCUCUGGAAACUGCAGUCGAUCUCGCUGCCGGUACUGUGGGCGGAGUGGCCAACUGCCUCUCAGGCCAGCCGCUGGACACAGUCAAAGUCAAAAUGCAGACAUUUCCAACUCUGUACAGGAAUGCAUUCCACUGCUUUGUGCAAACUUACAAAACUGAUGGUUUCUUCCACGGACUGUACGCCGGGACGGUCCCGGCCCUCGCAGCGAACAUUGCAGAAAAUGCCAUCUUGUUUAUGUUCUAUGGUAUCUGUCAAAAAUCCGUGAUGAAACUGGUGCAUGUAGAGAAAGAGAAUGAUUUAAAAGCAAUUCAUAAAGCAUUUGCCGGUGGUGGGGCGGCAUUUUUUGCCUCUCUUGCUCUGUGCCCAACGGAGCUGAUCAAGUGUAAACUGCAGGCUAUGAGAGAGAUGGUCGACCAAGGAAAACUGGAAAAAUCAAAAACAUUCAGUGGGCCAUAUGCACUAACAAAACACAUUUGCAAGACGGAGGGUGUCCGCGGUAUGUUCCGAGGACUCGGGCCAACAUUAGGUCGAGAGAUGCCAGGAUACUUCGUCUUUUUUGGUGGUUACGAAAUCAGUCGGAACUAUUUCACACCUCCGGGAAAAACUCCUGAUGACAUAGGACCGCUGAAGACGGUAUUAUGUGGUGGCAUCGGUGGUGUCUCCCUCUGGGUCGCAAUCUUCCCUACCGACGUUGUCAAGUCAAGGAUCCAAAUCUCUGAGGGGAAAAGUGCCACGUUUGCCGGGACGUUCAUGCAGGUAGUGAGAGAAGAUGGUGUGCUUGCUCUCUACCGAGGACUUGGUCCAACGGUGGUGAGGACAUUUAUAGCAAGUGGUGCCCUCUUCCUCUCGUACGAGUACUGCAAGCGAGGUUUAGAAUAUCUAUUAAAGAACCAGUGAUACAGUUGAGAUAUUUAGGUUAAUUUUAGUGCAUCGGUGAAUCAAAGUCUGGACUGUGAGCCAUCAGCAAUCAUCUUGGCAAGUCUGCCAACCCAUCAGUACUUUCAUGUCAUGAUAGCCCCCAUGGAGGGUUGGAAGAUCUGUUUGUGUUUGUCUUGACCAGUGAAUGGUUACUGUGAGUAUGAAUAUCUUCCAGGGAAGUUGUACGCAUCCAUCCAGCCGAGGACCGAUUCUGGGGGCUUUAAACAGGGUAAAGUAAGGGAGCUGAUUGUGGCUGUGCAGGAAAGAUGAUGGAACUGGAAAAAACACCCCAAUUCUAGCAAUUUUGGGGUCUAGAGCACAUAUGCACUGGGCGUAGUGCAACCAUUAAUGUUUUCUGGGUGGAAUGUGGUCUUUGAUUGUGUUGUUAGUCUAUCAUAUCAUGUGUUUUCUAUAAUCUACACUGGUUGAGGAAUUUUUGACUGCAUGUUUUUUUCAACUUAAGUAGAAUUUUAACUGGAAUAUAAAAUGUUGGCAGAAAGACUGUUUUUAAUGGGUGUUAUGAAUAAAGACUGUAAAUGCAUUUACUUCAGCUUUGUACUGGGAGGCCCAAAGUGUACAUGGAGAUUCAAGUAAAAGCAUUUACUACCUGGUCUUUAUUCAUAUCAAGUGUUGUUUUUAAAAGGAAAUUGUGGCCUAUUCGCAUUGGGCUCUGCAUUUAGGUCAGCAACUGUGUGCUUUAGUAAAUGGCUUGAUCACCCGGAGUGUGUCGGGCAUCUUAACGCUAUCCAGCAUGCUAUUCAUAUCAGCGACCUCCAGUGUGAGCGUGAGAUGUUCAAUGUUGGGGAUCUGUCACUAAAAACAAAGUUUUACUCUGAGCUUGUAUUGUUUUUUUACCCACUAUCCCGGUUAUUUGGUAGUUCAAAGCUCAAGGUGAUCUCAUAUGUUUAUAUUUUUAAAGAGGAGGAAUCUGAAUAGGUCAAUUUGCGUAAUGCGUUGCAUGAUGUACUAUGCGGACCUCUCAAUGCGGUGCUUAAGCAUAAAAUGGCAAGAAGAGUUGACUCUGCUAUCUAUAGGGAAGAAUGGGUCUUUAGCCUUGUAUUAUAACUUCCAUGUUGACGCUUCAAGUUCAUAUCUGUAUUGAACAAAUAACAAGUGACGACAAUCUUUUAGAGUUGAAACGAGGGACUUUUUGGGGCCACCCUGUGAACAGUUGAUGUCAAAGCGGUUCUGUAUGCAAAGCAAAUGCAAAGUGAGAUUUUAAAGGAAGUGUUCAAGUUUUGGAAGCUAAUAAAUCUAAAUGAUCUGACGAAA